Molecule: messenger RNA, 1860 nt
Organism: Leptosomus discolor (cuckoo roller)
Lineage: Eukaryota; Metazoa; Chordata; Aves; Leptosomiformes; Leptosomidae
Source: RefSeq, a predicted model, not a curated record
ACGUUAGGUGUGUUUGCUGAAAUUGAGGUUUGGCGUAAACGACACUACAGAAAGAAGAUGACCCACUGGUUUCAUCGCAACCCUUUGAAGGCUACAGCUCCCGUUUCCUUUAAUUUUUAUGGGGUAGCUACCACUCCGGCUGCAACAAAGGUUUGCAACGAUUUGAGGUUGUCUCGAACACGACUAUUGGAGCUGUUUACAGACUCGAGUUGUAAUCCAGAGAUGAUGAAGAAUGCAACUGACUUGUACUUCUCACUCUUGCAAGGUUUUAUCCUUUCACUGGAUGACUCUUCCCAAGAAUGCAAGUUGAGAUACAUUCAGAAUUUCAAGUGGACAGACACAUUACAAGGACAAGUUCCAAGUGCCCAGCAGGAUGCAGUGUUUGAACUGGUUUCCAUGGGAUUUAAUGUAGCUCUGUGGUACACAAAAUACGCAUCAAGACUUGCUGGAAAAGAAGAUAUAACAGAAGAUGAAGCAAAAGACGUUCACAGAAGCCUGAAGGUAGCAGCUGGGAUCUUUAAACACUUGAAGGAAAGUCACAUUCCAAAACUGAUUACACCUGUAGAAAAGGGAAGAGAUUUAGAAGCUCGACUUAUAGACUCUUACAUCGUCCAGUGCCAAGCUGAAGCUCAAGAAGUGACAAUUGCUCGGGCUAUUGAGCUGAAACACAAUCCAGGUCUAAUAGCUGCUCUUGCUUAUGAAACAGCUAACUUCUACCAAAAAGCUGAUCAAACAUUAUCCAGUUUGGAUCCAACCUAUGCAGGUAAAUGGAGGAAGUACUUAAACUUGAAGAGCUGUUUCUAUAUGGCCUAUGCAUACUGUUACCAUGGCCAAACUUUACUGGCAAGCGAUAAGUGUGGGGAAGCAAUCAGAUCUCUGCAGGAGUCAGAAAAAUUUUUUGCGAAGGCUGAGGCAUUGUGUAAAGAAUAUGGAGAAACCAAAGGGCCUGGGACUACUGCCAAACCUUCUGGACAUCUAUUCUUUAGGAAAUUAGGAAGUUUGAUUAAGAACACACUAGAAAAAUGCCAGAGAGAGAAUGGAUUCAUCUAUUUUCAGAAGGUGCCAGCAGAAGCUCCCCAGCUGGAACUGAAAGCGAACUAUGGCUUAGUAGAGCCUGUCCCUUUUGAAUUUCCUGCCUUGAACGCACACUGGACUCCUGAAACACUUGCAGCAUUUGAUCUCACCAAGAGGCCGAAGGAUGACACUGCUAAACCAAAACCAGAUGAAGAAGUAAAACCUUUGAAGGAACCAGAUAUAAAGCCUCAAAAAGACAGUGGAUGCCAGAUUUCUUAAGUGCCAUAAGUGUUUUGAAUUCACUUUGAAACUGCAUUAAUUGGACUCUGGGGCUUUAGUUCUAAUCUCCCUUCUUCUCAUUCUUCUUUUUUAAUUUAGAAGACUAAUUUAAUUUACUUUUGUUUAGUAUGUGUCUAUCUUGCUUAAGAGUGUCAUGGAUUUCUAGGAGUUUAUUUAUAUCUGACUUAUUUUUGGGUUUAGUGGGGUAUCAUAGAAUGAGUGGGCUUACAUGUUCCUAUUGUGCCUCUAGAGAGUUGCUUUUUGUGGGUUUAAUUUCUACCCACAAAUAGCAAAGGGAGUAUCAUGAUUGUAACACUUGAGGAUUUUUCCAUUAAAUUAUGUGCUAUAUAAUGUCAAAUUCUGCAAACAAAAGUUUGCAUGAAUGGUUAUAUUUAUUCAGGUUUUGUCAUUCAGGCUUAACACCAUCGUGUUCCGAUUCACUUAAUUGUAAUGAGCAAAAAAAAUCCGGGUUUCAUUUGUAACACCUCUAUGGUAUUUCACAGGACUUUCACAGAAGUUGGAAAACCUUAAGUUCUGCAUAACUGGAGCACAAUUUAUAUUAUUCUG